GCCCGCCCGCCGGGCUCAGUGCGCUACUCUGGGUGCAGUGCAGGCUGCUGCUGCCCGGCAUCGCCCUGGACUGGAGUCUAGUGGAGUGGACCAGACUGGAGUAGAGUGCAAGUCAGCGCUGGCAGCGGACACACGCGGGAUCCCGGGCGGCACGGGGUGUAUGCCAGUGCCCACACUCCCCAGUCUACGACCAGGUCUGCCUUUUGCUGGCGACCAUGAUUGCCAAACAUCAACCACCCCUGAUGAAAAAGCACAGUCAGACUGACCUGGUGAGCCGGCUGAAGUCUCGGAAGGUCCUCGGCGUGGGCGGAGAAGAUGACGAUGGAGAGAUUCACAGGUCCAAGAUCAGUCAAGUCUUGGGUAAUGAAAUGAAAUUCACCAUGAAAGAGCCCUUGGGACUCAGGUUGUGGCAGUUGGUGUCGGCCGUCAUGUUCAGUGUCGUUGCCAUGAUGGCGCUCACCUUUCCUGACCAGCUCUACGAUUUAGUCUUUGACAAAGGAGGAUCGGAGAGUAAGAUAUCUGUGAGGCUGUAUGGAGGCGCACUGCUCAGUAUUUCCUUGAUAAUGUGGAACGUGCUGUACACGGCAGAGAAGAUGGUGAUCCGGUGGACACUGCUGUGUGAAGCCUGUUACUUCACAGUGCAGUUUAUAGUUACAAGCAUCACGCUGUUGGAAGUUGGAGUGCUACCAUGGGGAGCAUCGCUGCUGCUCUUCAGCCGGGGGCUCUUCAUCAUCAUCAGUGUCUAUUACUAUUAUCAACUGGGUCUCAAGGCCAAGAAGGUGUGAGGAAUGUGGGAGACAUUUGGUUCUGCUGGAGGAAGCUCGGAAACCUGCGGUCGGAGAGUUAGUUUGUAAUUCUUGCGUCAUGUUCUGUUUCUCACGUUUGGAUUUGUGCCUUCCUAGUACUAUUGUAUUUUUAAAAAUGUGUGUGCUCGUUCUGUGUGUGUGGGCACAUGUUUGUGUGCACAUGCGUGUGUGUGAACCCGUAUGUGUGUCCACACGUGUAUGUGUCAUUCUUUUGCUGCACAUUCAUUCUGAAUGCGUAUGUUAGUGAAUGUGUGCUUGUGUCUUUCGUCAUUGUAAAGCCUGUCUGUGUAUAUUUUUGCCUGUAUGUAUGUGUGGCUGCUUGUGUUUAUCUCUCUGACUUUCAUUUUCUAUGUCUACGUUUGUGUGUGGAUGUGUUUGUACACAUGUAAGUGUGCCUGUGCUUGUGUGUCUUUAGGUAUGUCAUGUAUGCCUGCAUUUUUACAUGCGUGUCUGUGUGACUGUGUUUGUAUGUGGGCCCUUUGUGCAUGAAUGUGUGUGAACCUGAGUUUAUAUGCAUGUGUUGUGUAUGUAUGAAUGUGUGCGCGCAUGUGUGUGUGCGUUUGUGCAUGUAUGUUUGUGCGUGUAUGUGUGUGGAUGUGUUUGUACACAUGUAGGUGUGCUUGUGUGUCUUUAGGUAUGUCAUGUAUGUCUGCAUUUUUGCAUGCAUGUCUGUGUGUCGGUGUUUGUAUCUGGCCCUUUUGUGCAUGAAUGUCUAUGAACCUAUGAGUCUGUAUGCAUGCUGUAUGGAUGUGUGUGUGCGCGCGUUUGUGUGUGUGUUUGUGCGUGUAUGUGUGUGCAUGGAUGUGUGUGUGCGUGUGUGUUCUGCCUCUCUGCAUGUGCAGCAACAGUUGAACAUUGUUGAAUUAUUUACCUCAAGAAUGAUCAAUAAAUGUGUGAUGUGA
Molecule: messenger RNA, 1708 nt
Organism: Amblyraja radiata (thorny skate)
Lineage: Eukaryota; Metazoa; Chordata; Chondrichthyes; Rajiformes; Rajidae
Gene: tp53i11b
Product: tumor protein p53 inducible protein 11b
Exons: 7
Coding region: 216-785 (189 amino acids)
Source: RefSeq, a predicted model, not a curated record